Molecule: messenger RNA, 2133 nt
Organism: Branchiostoma floridae (Florida lancelet)
Lineage: Eukaryota; Metazoa; Chordata; Leptocardii; Amphioxiformes; Branchiostomatidae
Product: Fanconi anemia group A protein-like
Exons: 22
Coding region: 1-2133 (710 amino acids)
Biological process (GO): interstrand cross-link repair
Cellular component (GO): Fanconi anaemia nuclear complex
Source: RefSeq, a predicted model, not a curated record
AUGCCGUUCUCUUACCCAGCCUGCCGCCAGACCUCAUCUUACAUCGUGCCGCCUCCGCUCGUCGUCGCUGAAGCCCGAAAAGACGCCAUCCCGAAGCCGUCCGCAGCCGGCCACGUGUCAGCGCUGUCCUGCAGACCACGCCGCCGUCUGCCCGACCCGGCCCGCCGUCUGCCCGACCCGGCCCGCCGUGCCUGCCCGACCCGGCCCCGUAGCUUCGCACCAAGGACUCGUCGCUGCCCAUCUCGACCACAACUGGCCCGUGACACAGCAAUGAACUUCCAAAAUGGGAGUGGCACAGGCCACAUCUCUACACGGACUUGUAUAGAGGGGCUCAAGGCAACAAUGGGGGUAUCAGGAGCCAGUGCAACUGCUCUACUCACCCAGGAGCAAAGGAAGCGGGUCCAGUCCCUGCUUACUGCUGUACAGGCCUUACAGAAGGACCAGUCCUUUAGUCGCAGUCACUUCAUUAAAUGUCUUACAACAGAGGUUGCCCUUCCCUUAGAACUGGUGUGGUGUCUUCACCAGACUGCAGGGAUUCCACUCAGCAGUUAUCUGGCCUGCAAUGUUGGAAAGCCUAAGGCCAUGUCUACCUUUGUCCAGUCUGUAGUUCAGACCUACUUCUGUGGGAGUAAAGAAGACAGACUGGUCAGGAGAGACAUCAUCACUGGAAUAUUGGGAAGCCUGAUCAGCUAUGCUUAUACUGAGAAAAGGGGAAAGUCAGAAGAAGCCAGUGCCAAGGGUUUAAGAAAGGCAUCUGUUGUUCUCCUGGACAAAAUUUUUCUAGCACUGAUUGUCAGGGAAGAAGGUGCUCAAGGUGAUGAAGACAGCAGACUGAAGUUAGCGGAGGUCCUGUAUCACCAUGGUAAUGUCUCCCAGGAUGCCUUGCAGCAGUUCUGCAUCCGUCAGUUGAAUGCUGCCUUUGCCCACAACCCUACUUCCAGCAUCUGGGAGGUGAUAUCUGCACAGUCGAGGUGGACAUAUGCUGGACUUCCUGUACACAUUAAAGACUUGUACACUCAGAUGUUGGUGAUGCUUACAGCAGAAGAUAUUACAAGACAGCUGGAGUAUGUGGUGGAUAAGGACCAGGUGAACUGGCAAGCAGUGCUGUCUUUUGUCUCAGUGUUUCUGAUAUCUUGCAACAAUGGACCAACUUGUUUAAAAGGUUUGAUUGACAGGUUGAUUAGCCAAUCACUGGAGAGCAACACCUGUCAUCACCUAUUAGUUGCCUUCCUAUUGGCCAGGCAGGCUGGACAGGAGGGGCCUCAUGUCUUCCCAACUUAUAGUCAGUGGUUUCAGCACAACUUUGGUGGGAGCAGUUCCCCGCACGUGGCCAGUGUUCGUACCUUCAGCUGCAUCAUGAAACUUCUGUCUGACAUGGUUCCUCACGAGACUCCACAGUGUCUUAAGACACACAUCCUGCACCCCCCACAUGUACUUGCACGAUGCCGAGCACAGCUGUCAGACUACGUCUCACUGGCCAAGACAAGACUGGCUGAUUUGGGGGAGUCCAUUGAGGAGUCCAGUAUCUAUGAGGAUGGAUCUACUGACAAGCAGGGGAAAACUGAUAGAAGCCAGCAGGCUGCCCAUGAUGUGGAGAGAGCCAUGGCCCAGUUUGAGAAGACUGGCAAGGUGCCUGCUAACGUCAUAGAAGCCAGCAUUUUCCGGAGGCCUUACUACAUAGGGAGGUUCCUACCAGCACUGUUGGCCCCAAGAACGCUUCCAGAUGUACCAGAUGCAAGAAUGCAGUUCAUUGAUGCCCUCAAAAGAGCAGAGAAGAUUCCAGGCAACAUGUACACAGCCUACACUGAGGGGUGCAGGAGGGAGGCAGCACAGCUUCUGGAAGGAGUUUUUGAAGGAGAUGAACAAGAGGAGCUGUUUGAGCCUGUAGACCAGCUCAGACACAGUCUGGAGAAGUUUCCUGCAGCAGUCAUUACCUCCAUACAGACUGCCUCAGCUGCAACAGCCACCAAUGAUUUCACUCCUCUCCUGUCUGUCGUCUCUCAGAGACUGACCUUGGUGUUAGAAACACUUCCAGGUCAGAGUUCACCCUCUGAAGUGUUGGAGUUGGACAUCUCUCAUCCACAGCUGGACAGUUACCUCCUACAGGUGUGUUCAAACCCUUGUAGUGCCUAG